GUUUGGUUGUCAAAUAUGACAUUUCUUGUGUUACUUAAUUUCUUUUGCUGUCAUCUGUCAGUCGACGGAAACAUUAUUUUUCAAAAUGGGUCGCGUUCGGACUAAGACCGUCAAAAAAGCUGCGAAAAUCAUUAUUGAAAAAUACUACACAAGAUUAACUCUUGAUUUUCAUACCAACAAGAGGAUAUGUGAAGAAAUAGCUAUUAUUCCUACUAAACCUCUUCGUAACAAAAUCGCCGGUUUCACAACCCAUUUGAUGAGACGUCUCAGACAUUCCCAAGUACGUGGAAUCUCCAUCAAGCUGCAGGAAGAAGAGCGUGAAAGGCGUGACAACUUUGUCCCUGAGGUUUCAGCCCUGGAACAUGACAUCAUUGAGGUGGACCCUGACACCAAGGACAUGUUGAAAAUGCUUGAUUUCACAAACAUAAAUGGUCUCCAAUUGACACAGCCUGCCACACAAGGUGGAUAUGGUGGCAGACGUAAUUAAGGAUAAUAAAUUUUAAACUAUA
Molecule: messenger RNA, 509 nt
Organism: Maniola jurtina (meadow brown)
Lineage: Eukaryota; Metazoa; Arthropoda; Insecta; Lepidoptera; Nymphalidae
Gene: RpS17
Product: 40S ribosomal protein S17
Exons: 3
Coding region: 86-487 (133 amino acids)
Biological process (GO): translation
Cellular component (GO): ribosome
Molecular function (GO): structural constituent of ribosome
Source: RefSeq, a predicted model, not a curated record